Messenger RNA from Solanum lycopersicum (tomato), 1280 nucleotides. RefSeq names its product ras-related protein RABA1f. The record is from RefSeq and is a predicted model, not a curated record. Gene Ontology annotation, molecular function: GTP binding; GTPase activity. Gene Ontology annotation, cellular component: endosome. Gene Ontology annotation, biological process: vesicle-mediated transport. Lineage: Eukaryota; Viridiplantae; Streptophyta; Magnoliopsida; Solanales; Solanaceae.
CUCUCCCCCUACUUUCUCCCCCUCUCCAAAAGAAAAAAAAAACUAAUCUUGUCAUUAAAAGAGAGGUGAAAGAUUAAAAAAAAAAUACUCAAAAAGAGAAAGUGGUACAUUUGUUUUUCAAUUUAUAUGUAGAAAAAAGAAAAAGCAUCAUUAGCAAAUAAAUAACAUUAAUUAAAAGAGGAAAAAAUGGGGGCAUAUAGGGCUGAUGAAGAUUAUGAUUAUUUGUUCAAAGUUGUUCUUAUAGGUGAUUCUGGUGUUGGCAAAUCAAAUUUGCUUUCUCGUUUUACAAAAAAUGAAUUUAGCCAAGAAUCUAAAUCUACAAUUGGUGUUGAAUUUGCUACAAGAACAAUUCAUGUUGAUGAUAAGAUUAUCAAAGCUCAGAUUUGGGAUACUGCUGGUCAAGAAAGGUAUCGAGCCAUCACUAGUGCAUAUUAUCGAGGAGCAGUGGGUGCCUUACUUGUUUAUGACAUUACUCGUCAUGUAACGUUUGAAAAUGUAGCAAGAUGGCUCAAAGAACUCAGAGACCACACAGACCAAAACAUCGUCGUCAUGCUCGUCGGAAACAAGGCGGAUCUCCGCCACCUCCGAGCCGUCCCCACAGGCGAAUCGAGCGGUUUUGCAGAAAGAGAGAACACAUUCUUCAUGGAAACAUCUGCACUUGAGGCACUCAAUGUUGAAAAUGCCUUCACAGAAGUACUCACUCAGAUAUAUCGAGUUGUUAGUCGAAAAGCUCUUGAUAUUGGAGAUGAUCCAACUUCUGUGCCAAGAGGACAAACAAUUAACAUUGGGAAAGAUGAUGUAUCUGCUGUUAAGAACGGUGGAUGCUGUUCCGGUUAAGCAAAAAGAUCGAUCCAGAGGUAAAUCCAGAAUCUAGAGUUAAUCAGUUCAGAAUGAUCAGUACGAUCUUUGUUUUUGGUAUACACACAAUUCGAGAAGAACCCACCCUAGAUCCGCCUCUGGAUGCAAGUAUAUAUAUAAACACAUCAAAUCCCAUUUUCAACAAAUGUAAGUUAGGCAAAAAGAACUAAUAGCGUAUUAUUUUGUGGAGGAAAUGAAAGGGGGAUGGAAGUACAUUUAGCUUAAAAUUUUACUUGUUUCAUAUUUUUCAUGUGUAAUUUGUAAAUCAAGGGAAUUUCAGCUAAGGAAACUUCCUUGUUAAAAAAAAAUGUUUGCAGUAGACUGAAUGUUACAAGAAGUUGCAUUUUGCUUCACCAACCAAAAGUAAUGUGGUUUUUUUCUCUUUUCUAAAUGAACCAAAAGAAACACAUUCUUUUCUUUUA